Messenger RNA from Acomys russatus (golden spiny mouse), 1500 nucleotides. It is a transcript of the gene Trim50, whose product is annotated as tripartite motif containing 50. Bases 9 to 1460 code for a protein of 483 amino acids. NCBI's taxonomy places the organism in Eukaryota, Metazoa, Chordata, Mammalia, Rodentia, Muridae. Gene Ontology annotation, molecular function: zinc ion binding; protein binding. The transcript is spliced from 6 exons. The record is from RefSeq and is a predicted model, not a curated record.
CUGUGAGCAUGGCUUGGCGGGUGACUGUGCGGGAGCUACAGGACCAGCUGCAGUGUCCCAUUUGCCUGGAGGUCUUCAAGGAACCUCUGAUGCUACAGUGUGGCCACUCUUACUGCAAGGACUGCCUGGACUCCUUGUCCCAACACCUGGACUCCGUGCUGCGCUGUCCCGUGUGUCGUCAGUCAGUAGACUGCAGCAGCUCCCCGCCUAAUGUCUCCCUGGCCCGGGUGAUCGAUGCUCUGAGGCUCCCGGGGGACACAGAGCCCACCGUGUGCGUGCACCACCGAAACCCUCUCAGCCUCUUCUGCGAGAAAGAUCAGGAGUUCAUUUGUGGUCUCUGUGGCCUGCUGGGCUCCCACCAACACCACCGGGUCACACCAGUCUCCACUGUCUACAGCCGCGUGAAGGAAGAGCUUGCAGGCCGCAUAUCUGAGCUGAAGGAGGAACAGAGGAAAGUGGAGGAGCACAUUGGCAAACUGGUGAACAACAGGACCCGAAUUAUUAAUGAGUCAGACGUCUUCAGCUGGGUGAUCCGCAGAGAGUUCCAGGAGUUGCACCACCUGGUGGAUGAAGAGAAAGCCCGCUGCCUGGAAGGCGUGGAGGCUCACACUCGUGGCCUGGUGGCCUCCCUGGACAUGCAGCUGGAGCAGGCUCAGGGCACUCAGGAGCGACUGACCCAGGCUGAGGGGGUGCUGGAGCAGUCCGGCAACGAGAGUCACCAUGAGUUCAUCCGGUUCUACUCCAUGGCCUCCAGGGCAGAGGUCCAGCAGGCUCGACCUUUGGAAGGCGUGUUCAGCCCGAUCUCCUUCAAGCCAGGUCUCCACCAGGCCGACAUCAAACUAACUGUGUGGAAGAGACUCUUCCGGAAAGUUCUGCCAGCUCCGGAAUCUCUCAAGCUGGACCCUGCUACUGCCCACCCUCUCCUGGAGCUUUCUAAGGGGAACACCGUGGUGCACUGUGGCCUCCUUGCCGAGAGACGAGCCAGCCAGCCCGAGCGCUUUGACUACAGCACCUGCGUCCUGGCUAGCAAGGGCUUCUCCUGGGGUCGCCACUACUGGGAGGUGGUGGUGGGUAGCAAGAGCGACUGGCGCUUGGGGGUCAUCAAGGGCACAGCCAGCCGCAAGGGCAAGCUGAGCAAGUCCCCGGAACAUGGUGUGUGGCUGAUUGGCCUGAAAGAGGGCCGGGUGUAUGAGGCUUUUGGCUGCCCACGGCUGCCGCUGCCCGUGGCUGGCCACCCCCACCGCAUCGGCGUCUACUUGCACUAUGAGCAGGGGGAGCUCACUUUCUUUGAUGCCGACCGCCCUGAUGAUCUGCGGACCCUCUACACCUUCCAGGCUGACUUCCAGGGCAAGCUGUACCCGAUCCUGGACACAUGUUGGCAUGAGAGGGGCAGCAACUCACUGCCCAUGGUACUGCCCCCGCCCAGUGCACCCGGCCACCUCACACCUGCCCAGCUAUAGGCUGUCCUGGUGCUGUCUGCCCAUUGGUCCACCCUGCUUG